Molecule: messenger RNA, 282 nt
Organism: Clonostachys solani
Lineage: Eukaryota; Fungi; Ascomycota; Sordariomycetes; Hypocreales; Bionectriaceae
Source: the annotation of a GenBank genome assembly
AUGGUUGCCAUUAAGAUCGUCUCCAUGACCAUGCUGGCUUUCACAACUGCCUUUGCCGCCGCCCAGCCCGUCGCCGAUGCCGAAAAGAUCCAAGUUUCGGAGCCAAGGAACGUGGAAGAUGGGGGUAUUGACCCCCGUGCAAUCACUACGUGCACCUCAUCGGAAAAGUCGAAGUGCACAAAAAAGGGCUUGACCUGCUACAAGGUCGAUGGUAGUGCCAAACGGUCCAAGGAUAUUUGGGGGAGAAAUCUGUCCCGGCGCGGCCCAGAAUUCACAGUUUGA